Empidonax traillii (willow flycatcher) is the source of this 1618-nucleotide messenger RNA. RefSeq names its product MAM domain-containing glycosylphosphatidylinositol anchor protein 2-like. The record is from RefSeq and is a predicted model, not a curated record. Lineage: Eukaryota; Metazoa; Chordata; Aves; Passeriformes; Tyrannidae. Gene Ontology annotation, cellular component: plasma membrane. The transcript is spliced from 10 exons. The annotation marks the transcript as partial. Gene Ontology annotation, biological process: homophilic cell-cell adhesion.
GGAGCGCGGGGCUCCGGCGGGCGCUGCGCGGCCCCCCCCCGCCCCGCCGGGCUGGAUAUGUGGAUGCUCACGUGAAGAUGGAUGUGGCCAUCGGGCUGCUGGGGCUGCUGACGGUUCUGCUGGAGGGCAGCUCCGGCCAAGGGGUGUACGCGCCCCCCACAGUGAGGAUCGUGCACUCAGGCCUGGCCUGCAACAUCGAGGAGGAGCGAUACUCGGAGAGGGUCUACACCAUCCGCGAGGGAGAGACCCUGGAGCUCACCUGCCUGGUCACCGGCCACCCCCGCCCACAGAUCAGGUGGACCAAAACAGCGGGAAGUGCCUCUGACAGAUUCCAAGACUCGAGUGUCUUCAACGAGACCCUGCGGAUCUCCAACAUCCAGAGACACCAGGGGGGACGUUACUACUGCAAGGCCGAGAACGGCCUGGGCUCUCCCGCCAUCAAAUCCAUCCGAGUGGACGUGUACUAUUUGGAUGACCCGAUAGUGACAGUCCACCAGAGCAUUGGGGAGGCCAAGGAGCAGUUUUACUAUGAGAAAACCGUGUUCCUCAGGUGUGUGGCCAACUCCAACCCGCCCGUGCGGUACAGCUGGCGCCGCGGGCAGGAGGUGCUGCUGCAGGGCUCCGACAAAGGGGUGGAGAUCUACGAGCCCUUCUUUACCCAGGGAGAAACGAAGAUCCUGAAGCUGAAGAACCUGCGGCCUCAGGACUACGCCAACUACAGCUGCAUCGCCUCGGUGCGCAACGUCUGCAGCAUCCCCGACAAGAUGGUGUCCUUCCGCCUCUCCAACAGGACAGCCCCCCCUUCGAUCAAGCUCCUGGUGGACGACCCCAUCGUGGUGAACCCCGGGGAGGCCAUCACCCUGGUGUGUGUGACCACGGGGGGGGAGCCAGGCCCCAGCCUCACCUGGGUGCGCUCUGGGGGGGCCCUGCCCGAGAAGACGGUGCUGAACGGGGGCACCCUGACCAUCCCCGCCAUCGGCGCCGCCAACGCCGGCACCUACAGCUGCAUCGCCAACAACAACGUCGGCAACCCCGCCAAGAAGUCCACCAACAUCAUCGUGAGAGCCUUAAAAAAAGGACGCUUUUGGAUCACCCCCGACCCCUACCACAAGGACGACAACAUCCAGAUCGGGCGGGAGGUGAAGAUCUCGUGCCAGGUGGAGGCCAUCCCGCCCGAGGAGCUCACCUUCAGCUGGUUCAAGAACGGGCGGCCCCUGAGGAGCUCGGAGAGGAUGGUCAUCACCCAGACCGACCCCGACGUGUCCCCCGGCACCACCAACCUGGACAUCAUCGACCUCAAGUUCACCGACUUCGGCACCUACACGUGCGUGGCGGCGCUCAAGGGGGGCGGCAUCUCGGACAUCAGCAUCGACGUCAACAUCUCCAGCAGCACGGUCCCCCCCAACCUGACCGUCCCCCAGGAGAAGUCCCCGCUGGUGACACGGGAGGGGGACACCAUCGAGCUGCAACAGGGCUGGGUGUUGUUUGAACUCAGCCACGAGCCAGUCCCCCCCAACCUGACCGUCCCCCAGGAGAAGUCCCCGCUGGUGACACGGGAGGGGGACACCAUCGAGCUGCAGUGCCAGGUGACGGGGAAGCCCAAGCCCAUCAUCCUGUG